CCGAACUAAUGUUUUCAUUUGCCGUGUGGUCGAAAUGCAGCGUGCGGUCACACUCACAUUAUAAUAUAAUCGCCGGCAACAACACAAAAUAAACACAUCUUUGCCCAAAUAAAUUCGUAAACAUUCAUAUAUUGAAUAGAAAAUGGCGCAAACAGAACCAGAAGCAAAGCGCGUCAAAUUGGAAACGAAACCGAAAACGCUCUUGGAAGACGAUGAAACGCCAUCGGUGUUCAAUCCCAAGUACCGUGUGUGCCCGUAUCUGGACACCAUCAACCGGAAUCUACUCGAUUUUGACUUUGAGAAACUCUGCUCCAUCUCGCUGACGCGCAUAAACGUUUACGCCUGCCUCGUGUGUGGCAAGUACUUCCAGGGGCGUGGCACCAACACACACGCCUACACACACUCGGUGGGCGAGGCGCAUCAUGUGUUCCUCAAUCUGCAUACGCUGCGCUUCUACUGUCUGCCCGACAAUUAUGAAAUCAUUGAUUCAUCCCUGGAUGACAUUAAAUACGUGCUGAAUCCCACCUUUCUGCGCAAUGAGAUCAACAAACUGGAUCAAAUCCAGCCCAAGCAUUCACGCACAGUUGAUGGUGUACUCUAUUUGCCCGGUGUCGUGGGCCUAAACAACAUCAAAGCAAAUGACUACUGCAAUGUGGUGCUUCAUGCCUUGUCCCAUGUGAGUCCGUUGCGGGAUUACUUUCUCCGAGAGCAGAGCUAUGCUAGCAUUAAGCGACCACCGGGCGAUUCCAUGUUCACGCUGGUGCAACGCUUUGGGGAACUAAUGCGAAAGAUGUGGAAUCCUCGCAAUUUCAAGGCGCACGUUUCGCCCCAUGAAAUGCUCCAAGCAGUCGUGCUGUGGUCAAGCAAACGUUUCCAGAUCACCGAACAAGGAGAUCCCAUUGAUUUCCUCUCAUGGUUUCUGAACACACUGCACCGUGCACUCAAGGGCAACAAGCAGCCGAACUCGUCAAUUUUGUACAAGAUCUUCUUGGGUGAAAUGAAGAUCUAUACACGGAAAAUUCCGCCCGUCGAAUUGGAUGAUGCAGCCAAGCAGCAGUUGCUCGCCACAGAUGAGUACAAGCAUCAGGUGGAACACACAAAUUUCAUUUAUCUAACCUGCGAUUUGCCGCCGCCGCCGCUGUUUACGGACGAAUUCCGGGAGAACAUCAUACCGCAGGUGAAUCUCUAUCAGCUGUUGGGCAAAUUCAAUGGCAGCGCCGAGAAAGAGUACAAAACAUAUAAGGAUAAUUUUAUGAAGCGUUUCGAGAUCACACGACUGCCACAAUUUAUCAUAUUGUAUAUCAAGCGCUUCACCAAGAACACAUUCUUUCUGGAGAAGAAUCCGACCAUUGUCAACUUUCCAAUCAAAAAUGUGGACUUUGGCGACAUACUGGGCAUGAAGCAGCGCGACAAAUCGCUCAACGACACCAAAUACAAUCUGGUUGCUAACAUUGUGCACGACGGCGACCCCAAGAAGGGCACCUAUCGUGUCCACAUUCUGCACAAGGCGAAUGGGCAAUGGUACGAGAUGCAGGAUCUGCAUGUUACAGAAAUUUUGCCACAGAUGAUUACGCUAACCGAGUCCUACAUACAGAUCUAUGAGCGCAGUGCGGAUCCCUAAUCUUAAUUACAAUCUAUCUAGUAUAUACUAUAUGUAUAUAGUUAUAGUAAUUUCGUAUUUGUAUAAAAAUUAUAUAAAGCAACAUUUUCGGUUUGUCAUUCAA
Drosophila nasuta is the source of this 1724-nucleotide messenger RNA. RefSeq names its product ubiquitin specific protease 39 (gene Usp39). Gene Ontology annotation, molecular function: cysteine-type deubiquitinase activity; zinc ion binding. NCBI's taxonomy places the organism in Eukaryota, Metazoa, Arthropoda, Insecta, Diptera, Drosophilidae. The transcript has 4 exons. The record is from RefSeq and is a predicted model, not a curated record. Gene Ontology annotation, biological process: spliceosomal complex assembly; mRNA processing; protein deubiquitination. Bases 143 to 1621 code for a protein of 492 amino acids.